AUCAGAAUCAUGUGUAUCAUGCCUGCCCAGGAUGCACAUGCGCCCAUAGUCAUCCAUGUGGCGCAUUGUCCGAUUGACACUGACGAACACUAUAUCGCACUAUCUUACUGUUGGGGCGUGGAUGAUACUCAAGAGCAAAUUGUAAUGGCAGGGCAAAAGAUGACAGUCCGCAGGAACCUCGCCGAAGCUAUUCGUGUAAUAAGAAGCCAUAACAUCAUCGUACCAGUGUGGAUAGAUGCUCUAUCGAUCAACCAAAAAGACUUGGUUGAGCGCGCUCGGCAAGUGCCGCGCAUGGGGGAAAUAUAUGACUUUGCCACUGCAGUCUUCUCAUAUAUCGGAAAUCCCACCGGAGAGAGC
Molecule: messenger RNA, 357 nt
Organism: Bipolaris oryzae ATCC 44560
Lineage: Eukaryota; Fungi; Ascomycota; Dothideomycetes; Pleosporales; Pleosporaceae
Exons: 2
Source: RefSeq, a predicted model, not a curated record